This is a messenger RNA of Ambispora gerdemannii, 1413 nucleotides long. The record is from the annotation of a GenBank genome assembly. Lineage: Eukaryota; Fungi; Glomeromycota; Glomeromycetes; Archaeosporales; Ambisporaceae.
AUGCUGUCAACAACGGCUUCUCUAACCGUGACCUCUGUGGCGGCUCUCGCGUUAGUAAUAAUCUUCAAUACAGUACACGACCCUCUACUAGCAGCACUUGGUUUCGCGUUACUAGGAUGCAUGAUUACAUUGCGUCUUAUUCCCGCGCUAAAAGAUAGUUUUAAAAAAGCUGGAAGGCAAAAUGAAUUGACUUACAAUCAAAUUACAAUUACAACUAAUCUGAUGAGUAGACCUGAAAGUAUGGGUGUUGUCUGUGCGACUGUAUAUUUAGUAUGCUUGUUUUUAUUUAUUCCGUUUCCGUUUAUGGAAUGGCUUACUGGCUCGGGAGGCAUAUUAUCACGUAAAGAGGUUUUUCAUAUACCGACAUUUCCACAUGAUAAGCUAGGUGAAUUUCUUUCCGCGAUACUAUCCCUACAAUCAAUGAUAUUUCUAGGAUUCGCAGACGACGUGUUUGAUAUCAGGUGGCGAUACAAAUUACUAUUGCCGACUAUUGCCUCUAUUCCCUUGUUGAUGGUUUACUACGUAAAUUUUGGUGUGACAUAUAUCGUCGUGCCGAUUCCGUUACGAUUUUUAUUUGGGCGCAUAGUCGAUUUGGGAGUUUUUUAUUAUUUAUAUAUGAGUAUGAUGGCGGUUUUUUGUACAAACUCUAUAAACAUAUUAGCUGGGAUAAAUGGUGUCGAAGCGGGACAGUCUCUGGUGAUUGGCAUUUCUAUAGCCAUCAACGAUUGGCUAUUUUUGAAUGGGGCUGAUCCGGCGGUCGAAGCACAUUUAUUGUCAUUAUUUCUGAUUUUACCGUUUAUUGGUGUGACUAUUGGAUUAUUGUUUUAUAAUUGGUACCCAUCAAAAGUAUUCGUCGGUGACACGUACUGUUACUUUGCUGGGAUGACAUUCGCGGUAGUUGGGAUUCUCGGGCACUUUAGUAAAACAAUGUUGCUGUUCUUUAUUCCACAGAUUUUCAAUUUUUUGUAUUCUGCGCCGCAAUUAUUCAAAUUGAUGGAUUGUCCAAGGCAUCGGAUGCCAAAGUUGAAUGCAAAGACUCGAAAAUUAGAAUACAGUCGUGCCCGAAUAAAAAGUUCUUCAUUACUCAGUCUAUUAAUACUAAAAAUAUUCUCGGGCUUAAGGCUCGCAAAGAUCACCAAAAUAAAACGAAAAGAAAAAAUCCAACAACAAGAUUCAGAACUUACUUUUACUGAAACUGAGAAGUUUAAUAACGAAGAUGAUGAUGAUACCGAUAGUAAUAUGAUAGAAGUAAAUAAUUUCACUCUAAUAAACCUAAUACUACUGAAAUUCGGACCGAUGCACGAACAUACUCUUACAAUUACUGUGAUGAUAAUACAAAUCCUUGGAAGUGCUCUCGCGUUUUUUGUGAGGUAUCGGUUGGUGCACUUUUUCUACAAGGAAGAUGGUAGUUAG